ACUUGAAGAAACUAUCCCACCCCUCCAUCAAGACGCACAAGUCUCUGAACCGAAGGAUAUCUCGGCCUCCCCUACAGAAGCUGAUUAUUCGGAUUUAUGUAAUGAUUUAUCCCACACCAUGAUCCCAUACUGAUACGAAAUUUAGACAGAUUUAGUCAACAAGUCGACAGAUUUGUUCAGGGACAUCUGCGUUGGCGUCAAACAUGCGCAAAAAUUUACGCUAUCAAAGCAGAGAAUCGCCGUAAACGGAAUGAUCGCUUCUCACGUGAAGUCACCCUGAUUGUUUGUUUUUAAAGGAAGCGACACGCAUAUCGGCUCCGAAAAUAUCCGCAACCAAGAGACUGAAGUGGGAACGAACGCUGACAUCCGCAGUAUAUCUGGAAAUACGGUGUCCUGAGCCAUGGGGGCCUUCUUGGACAAACCGAAGACAGAGAAACAUAAUGCUCACGGAGUGGGCAACGGUCUGCGCUUCGGCCUGAGCAGCAUGCAGGGCUGGCGGGUAGAGAUGGAGGAUGCGCACACGGCCGUUGUGGGUCUACCGCAUGGCCUGGAUGACUGGUCCUUCUUCGCAGUGUAUGACGGUCACGCUGGCUCCCGCGUAGCCAACUAUUGCUCCAAACACCUGCUGGAGCACAUCAUAACCAGCAGCGAGAACUUCCGUUCGGGGCCCGACUCCGUGGAGGGCGUUAAAACCGGCAUUCGUUCUGGCUUCCUGAAGAUCGACGAGUACAUGCGCAACUUCUCGGACCUACGUAACGGCAUGGACCGUAGCGGUUCCACGGCAGUCGGUGUGCUGGUGUCCCCUGAACACCUCUAUUUCAUCAACUGUGGAGACUCCCGUGCUGUUCUCAGCCGUGCCGCACAGGUACGGUUCUCCACACAAGACCACAAGCCGUGCAACCCACGUGAAAAAGAGCGCAUUCAAAACGCAGGAGGUUCUGUGAUGAUCCAAAGGGUGAAUGGUUCUCUUGCUGUGUCACGUGCCCUGGGGGACUAUGACUACAAGUGUGUGGAUGGGAAGGGCCCCACUGAGCAGCUGGUAUCUCCGGAACCGGAGGUGUUUGAAAUCCCACGCAUUUCAGACGAGGAUGAGUUUGUGGUGCUCGCUUGCGAUGGCAUCUGGGAUGUGAUGAGCAAUGAGGAGCUGUGUGAUUUUGUGCGCUCUCGGCUAGAGGUGUGGGAUGACUUGGAGAAGGUCUGCAACUCUGUGGUGGACACCUGUUUACAUAAGGGAAGCCGUGACAACAUGAGUGUUGUUCUAGUAUGUUUCCCCAAUGCGCCGAAGGUAUCAGAGGAGGCUGUUAAGAGAGAGGCCGAGUUGGAUAAGUUCCUGGAGGCUCAUGUGGAAGAAAUCAUGGAGAAGUCAGGGGAGGAAGGCAUCCCAGAUCUAAGCCAUGUCAUACACAUCCUUCGCCCUGAGAGCAUCCCCAACCUGCCUCCAGGAGGUGGUCUCGCUAGCAAACGUAGUGUAAUUGAGGCCGUUUACAACAGGCUAAACCCACACCGAGAAGAAGAUGGGGUGUGUCCUUGAGGAAGAAGCACAAAAUGGAAAUGCACUGGCUUUAUAAGCAUGGACCGUAUGAGAUUACAGAAGCUUACACAAUCAUUUGUUCUUGCAAAAAUCUCCUUUCGUCUGUUGUGCUGAUCCAGUCAGUCAAUGAUUGUCAAAGUCAUUCAUUGAAAGGGGACAAUACAGACUGAUUUACCUUUAGAAGGACUUAAUGCAAUCUAUAAAUUAGGCAACGCUGCUACAUGGACAUUCAUGAAUGUCUGUACACUGCAGUAUUUGGACAGGGCUUCUUAUCACACUUUUCUUAUUCUUAUGACCCGAGUUUUUGGAAAGCAAGCUGAAUUCUGUCCAUGUGGAUUAUGUCAUAUCGCAAAAUAUCUGAUGUUCCAAACUGCUUUUGUUUUGUGAUUUCUUUGGCUGAUUUUAUCAAGCCAUUUGAAGCGGAUUACUUUGUUUAUUUGGAAGUUAAUGCAUAACACAAACUGUAUAAUCCUCUUAACAGUUAGCGUAAGUGCAUGCAUAAUGCUGCCAUUGUUAUAUUAAACUAAUGUUACUAAAAUACAGGCUCAGCAGAAUCAGAGAGCUUAAUUGUCUAUAGAGCAGUAUUUGCUGCUUUGGGUUCAGAUUUUUAUUAUUUUAUUUUUUUCUGGGCAAAGGUUUGUAUACAUUUUGUUUCACGCUGAAAUUCAAAAUAAAUCAAAUUCAACUAUUAAUAUCUGUCUUUGCUCCAAUUCAUUAUUAAAUUUGAGAUGACACACCACAUAGAAUGCUGAUGGUUUCAUGAGUGCUUUUUAUAGCUCUUGUAAGAACUUGUUCACUCCUAACUAUUUUUCACAAUCAGACAUGGCUUAUGUUCUUACUCAUGAGCUUGUUAGUGGAAGUUUGAGGCUUGAGGUAAGUAAGCUUCAAAUGUGCCUUAAUCGUUUAAAAGCCGGUUUUAGACUGGGGGAAAUUAGUUUUCUUCUCAUAUAAAAUGCAACUAAUAUCAGAAAAAGAAUGUUGGCCAGUCCUUGCAGGUUUUUUCCCACCCAUUUGUUUUUUUAUUUUUGUGUAUUAUGUUUAUUGACCUUUUUUUGGUACACA
Messenger RNA from Sinocyclocheilus rhinocerous, 2593 nucleotides. RefSeq names its product protein phosphatase 1B-like. Bases 401 to 1531 code for a protein of 376 amino acids. Gene Ontology annotation, biological process: protein dephosphorylation. NCBI's taxonomy places the organism in Eukaryota, Metazoa, Chordata, Actinopteri, Cypriniformes, Cyprinidae. The transcript has 6 exons. The record is from RefSeq and is a predicted model, not a curated record. Gene Ontology annotation, molecular function: protein serine/threonine phosphatase activity; magnesium ion binding; manganese ion binding.